UGGUUCGGCACUGCGGUGGGAGAGACGAUAUAAAACCGGCGUAAUUUCAAUGCUGUAUUUCAGUCUUUCAACAUCACUUGUCGUGGAAACACCUUUGAAGAUUGUGUAUUUGUGCUCUAGAGAGAGACGAGUCGCGUGUGUGUACGACGCUCGCUAUUCGAUAGAUAUACUACACUAAUAGUGUGAAUACCCAGAGAGCCAGAGAUCAAAUCUCGAAAUUUGCUACACUUUUUUUUUCUACCGAAGCACGAAACUGAACGAACACCCGCAAAGGCCUUCGAACUCCUUCGCAGAGACUCACGAUUCGCGCGUGCGAAAAAGAAACAAGUGAAAAUCAUAACAAACCGAAGAGAGUGAUUCGUGAACAAUUUGUGCUCCGGAGGAACAAGGUUGUGCGAUUGGAUGGAUGUUUACAAUCAGUGGAAGAUCAUUGCUAGUGAAGGUAGAAAAACUGUAGCUGAUUUUGCUGAGCUGAGCUGAAACUUCGAGGGAGAUUGUUGUGUUGGCAAGUGCAAGUUUGCAGAGAUUAAAACUGCGGCAAACCAGCUAGUGUUGGCCGUUUGGUGAUCCCGCAAAAGCAACUCCAGAAGCCCUGUUUUCGGAAAGCUAGGUCCUUCAUGUGGAAUAAUUCUGAAAGUGGCAGUAGCUAAGUUUUCCGAAAAACAGACCAAGUCCCAAAACCAAGAAAAAACCCUUCGCCGAUCAUACUGAAGCUUAAUUUCACGCGAAGAUUAAUAGUGCAUCGUGUUACGAACUAGAAAGCAAACAAAUUUCGCCUGAACAAACGAAAAGUGCGCAAUCAUUUCGACAAACGCGACGAAGUCAACGAACGUGAAGAAAAGAGACUUGCCCGAACCACAUUUCACUCUAAUCAACGAUAAUUCAAAUCAAUUGUUAGUUGCAACCGUGCAUGCAAGAAGAUACUGUGUGGCAGUGAACUCGAAAGGAGGAACACAGAAAAAGCAAGACUGAAUCGCUGAACCGAAUUUGCUCCACCUCAACACCCGUUCGUCGUCCGUCCAUCGGUUCCGUUUGUCGUCGUCGUCCAAAAAGUCCGCUACUCUCCGUUCCGCAGCACUAACUCCCGCCCCACGUCUGUGGCUGUGUAUGCGCGUGCUUUUGUGGCGAAAAGUGUAAUUGUGAAAGUACCCUAAACUCCCCGAACCGUACCCUCAUCGUGUGUGCACUUUGAGAGACUUUGACGAGAGUGUAGUAGCGGAAAGCAAAGAAAAAGUAACCAGCAGGCAGUAACAACUGGUGAAGGAACUGGACGAAAAACCGACGAAAAUUGCGCAAAGGGAGCGAAACAGAGUGUGUUAGUUCAGAUCGAAUGCAUGGAAAACGACUAUUAUAACAGUAUUGGAAAAUUGUUUCAUGCGGGAGCGGCGAAAUUGGCGAAAUUAGUUAGCCCCCAACAGUGAUAAUCGGCUGUGCAGAAAAUAUUUAACUCAUCGUUGUAAAUACUCGAAACACACACACACGCAACCGCAGCGGGGUCCUUUGCCCAAAUCACGGAAAGCCAUAUUAGAUAGAGCCUCGACUAGAGUACAUACUAGGGUAAAUAAUCAAGCCAACAAUUAACGGUUGCUUGCAACAUGUCUUCAGCUAGUGCCCCGACGACUGGUGAAUCGGUGGAAAUGCCAUCGGUGGCCACCGUGGAGGUGGCGCCUGCAGCCCCAGCAAGCAGUAAUGCAAGAAUCGUUGAAAAGGUGGAAACCGCCACAAUGACUGAUAUGCUUCCCAUAGAAAAUGAAGAAAGUGAAAGUGCUGCUGCUCCGAGUAGUAAAGUUUGCAGCAGCGAAGAGGUGAAGCCUGAACCACAGUCGCUAGUUCAGUGUGAACCACCAGCAGCAGCAGCAGCAGCAGUAGCAGCAUCAGUGAUGCCAGUGCCAGAAAAGAGUGAGUUGAUCAUCAAGGAGACCAUGCAACACAUGGAAGCACUAGAACUGGACGACGAGGCCGUUGUUGUCGAGGAAGAACCCGACACCCUGUCGCCACUCAUGACCGACAAUCAUACGUAUCUUCAGCAUCAGGAGUUGAUGCGGGAGGAGGGUGAAACGAGUCCGCAGCAUCACUAUCAUCACCACCGUCAUCACCACGGUCAUGACGAGAUCCACGAUUACGACCUCGACGACGACGAAGAGGAAGACGAUGAGAUGUACAUGGAGGACGAUGACCAUAUGGAUCCGGCAGCACCGGCGGUCAGCAUGAAGCAUUCGGACACGAAAGACUCGAUUAGUUCCAUCGACAGCGAUGUUUCAUUGUCUUACGAUAGAAGAAGUUCGACCGAAUCGCAGAAUCCGCCGGAAGACGCCGGAACGGGAUCGUCCGAUGAUAACGCCAAGGACUCGGGCUGUGAAAUCACCAAGAAGCUGAUGGAUGCAACGUCCGCCGAAGAGGAAGCGUACGAGGUUCCCGACGAUGAUAUGUGCGAGAAGAUUGUCGAACAGGUAGAAUUCUACUUCUCGAACGAUAACAUUCUGAAGGAUGCGUUCCUGCUGAAGCACGUGAGACGCAACAAGGAAGGAUUCGUCAGCCUGAAGCUGGUGUCGAGCUUCAAACGCGUUCGUCAGCUGACCAAGGAUUGGCGCGUGGUAGGUGAAGCCAUCAAACGUAAAAGUGUCAAGAUUGAACCAAAUGAUGUGGGCACGAAGAUUCGUCGCCUGGAACCACUGCCAGUGUACGAUGAGACAACUCCAUCCCGGACUGUGGUAGCCACGGGACUGCCGUACGACAAGUAUACCGUGGAGAAGGUGUCCGAAUUGUUCUCAAAGUGCGGAGAAAUUUCUCUGAUUCGUGUGCUGCGUCCCGGUGGCCCCAUCCCGGCGGACGUCCGUCAGUUCAUCAACAAACAUCCGGAACUGCAGCAGAACGAAUGCGCACUGAUCGAGUUUACCGAGUCGGCUUCGGCUCGCCGUGCUCAAAACAUGGAAGAGUUCAUCGUACUGGAGUUGGUCGCCCCCAAAAAGAAGACUGGCAAAAAAGCCAACGUAACCAAGUUUGUGGAGAACUACAAGUUUGCAGGCCAAGACAUGGAGCGCAGCCGCGGGGGUGAGGCCUUCGAUCGGUUCAAGAUGCGCCGUGGUUCGGCUGGGUUUUACCCGAAGCCGGAAAUGCAACAUGUAUACCAGCAAAUGGUCGCACAACCACUGCCGCACCAUGAGCAGCCAACCAUGCAGCAAAUUGUGCCGCUGCAGCCCCAGCAGCAACAACAGCAACCAAUGUACAUACCGCACUCGCCACAGCAGCGAAAGUAUUCGUACGGAAAUGAAAACUUUGACUAUUUCAACCGUCGUCCGAGCACUUUCUCGAUGGGCAGCAACGAUCAGUCUCGCAAGUAUUCCAGCUGUUCGGACGGCUACUCGAGCUGUGGGGAAAUGUCUCGCCGUACAUCGCAGUGCUCGUCCGCGGCAGACAGCAUGUCUCGCCGAGCGUCCAACUGCUCCGAAGUGCCAUCCAGAAGAACGUCCAACUGUUCCGAGUUUUGCUCGUGCUCGCGCAGAAUGUCCCAGUGCUCGGACGUGUACCGUCGAAUGUCCCAAUGCUCGGAACACAACGUGCGCAAAUUCUCGGUCGGGUCCAACUACGAUCGCAAGUUUACCAACUCACCGGAAAUGGUCAUGCCCCAGCGCCGUAUCUCGAUGGACUCCAACUACGAGCGCAAGUUCUCCAACGGAUCGAUGGGCUUCGAGAGCCCCAACAUUUCGCCGCGUAAAUAUUCCAACGGAUUCGACCCGCUGCGGAAACUGUCCAGCAGCUCGGAGUACUACAACGGACGUCGCAUCUCAACCGAUUCCGGCUACGACCGGCGCAUCUCGGUGGGAUCGGAAUGCUCUAGCGCGGGACCCCGAUCGCGCUCGAACAGUGCCGUCCAGAUGCAGUGCCAUCAGCAUCAGGUCCAGGGUGAGGCGGUUCGUACCCCGAUCGGACCAGACGGCAGCAAAGGAUUCGGGUCGCGGACUCGUCGCGUCGGCCAGAUCGUCCCCCCGGCCUAAGCUCGUCGAAACCUGCCACAAAACAGAUCAUCCACACCCACGUAGGUUCGUUAGGUUACAUAUUUUGCUUCUUACACCUAAGUAUUGCGCACGUCCCGAAGUAUUGUAUGUGGGAGUGAAUUGCGUACGAUCGAGAACCAACGACGCACCCCUCGCUAGAACUGCCCCAGCCCAAACGAUCGUCGUCGUCUCCACGGCUUGAAGACUUUCACUGUCCCAGAUCGCCGUUUACCUUCACGUGCUGCAUAGCUCGGUGCAUAGCACCCUCGUCGACCAGACUGAUCGCAAAUAAUUGCGCAAAGUCAACGACGCCGCCACAAAGCCGAGAACCGCGGGCUGUGAGACUGUACUCGACGGUCAGGUCUGCAGAUAAAAACGUGCUCCACACACGAUCGUCGAGCCCGAGAAGAGAGCGAGUGGAGGUAGACAGCGUGGCGUGGCGACACGUGAGCGCGGUAGCGCCGAUCAACAGGUCUGCGGGCGAACGGGAGAAGUGAGAGAAAGAGCGAGGUUCGGUGGGAUCCAGUGAUGCCAGUUGAUUGGAAAAUUGUUAUCACUUGAUCUUGAUCACUCUUCGAGGACGCAGGGUAGCAAAACUUAAAUUUUACCAGUGAUCAUUUCAGUCAAAUUGAGUUUCCGACAAAUCCCACUACUCAGCCUUCGAGAUAGCGAUCAAGUUCAAAGCCUGGCAUCACUGCUUCCGGCUUUGUCGACGCCGACGGCGCAGAGAAUGAUGAAUGAGCGGCGCACCGUCUCCCACUCUCUCUCUCUCUCUCUCUCUCUCUCUCUCUCUUCGGGCACGAUCGCGAAACGAUCUUUGACUGGGGCGGCGACGGCGGGGGGCCAUGUGCGUUGGCCGGCCGACGUCGCGACGAUGCUGAUCUUGGCUCUUGUGGUCGAUCGGCGACGGAAUGCGUCGUGGUCGGAACCUUUUAUGAAUGUCUCAGCGAGUGUUUGCGUGACGAGAAUCUUGUCAGAUUUCUAUUUUUAUUCUAGGUUAAGUUUCUUUUUGUUUUGUUAUUUUGUUUCGCUGUUACUAUUAUCAUCGACCUUGUAUCGCGUGACAUUGUUUAGUUAUUUUUUACACACAAACACACUCUCUCGUAUUUAUUCUUAGUUUUGUUCGCGCAUUACUAGUUGGUUAGCUCGUUAGGAUUGGCGGCAGCAGCACACACAUUUAUACGCGUGCAUCAAGAUAUUCGUGUCCCAUGGGGUCGCAGGCUUAGCAUUACUUAAAAAAAAACCCGUAGGUUAGGUGACUCUAUUGUCUACGUCGCACCUUUCAUAUUGCCGCAAGCAGAGAGUAAUAGUCAUUCUAGGUUGUUCGUUUACGCCAAAGGCGCGUGUGAUGGAUUGCGGAGGAACUUUGCGAAUCGGGCUUGGUGUUUUUUUUUCUUUUCUUAAAAAUGUCAAGUUCAUUAGACACUAUCAAUCAAACGAUUUCAAACGAUCAAAGAACGUUCUCUCGAAACUAGUCAUAAAUUUACUUCGUGCCUCAAAUGACCUUGACCUGUUUUUCACGGAUUCAAAUUCAGGGUCUUGGCCGUUUUUUGUUGAAAUAGGGUAAAGUGCUUUGAAGUUUUAAACUUACAUUUUCGUUUUUUACCAGCAAAAACUACAUCUAAGCACUAAGAAAAUCUUUUACAAUGAUUCAAUUUUAACUAAGAGCAGUUUUUGACAAUUUAAUUUAUUGUUUAAAAAAUUAGACGAAAUUAAAAUUUGGAAGACUUUUUGGUUCUUUACUUUAUUGUUAAACAGAGACAGCUCAUUAAUUCGAAUGUCACUUAUUUGUACUUAUUUGUUAAUCAAAAAACUGUUCAACUGUCAAAAAUUAACUGUAAUUCGUUGGAAUUUGUGAAUUUGAAUUCAGUUGUUCUACAGCAGUUGCAUUCAAAUUAGCGAAUUUUCUCUGUAAUUGGUUGUAACGACUGAAAAGAAAAGUUAAGCAAUCUCAAAUGAAAGUGUAGAAGAAGCAAAGUUAGGCAUGCUACCUUUACAAUUUUAAGAAGAUUGCUAAAAACUAAUGUUUUGAAACAGAACGGAUUUGAAGCUGUUCAAUAUUAAUCGCUGAUUUUUUGUUUUUUUGAAGCUAACGUCACACGGAGAAAAAAGAGUUC
Messenger RNA from Culex pipiens pallens (northern house mosquito), 6112 nucleotides. RefSeq lists its product as uncharacterized. Bases 1596 to 3995 code for a protein of 799 amino acids. Gene Ontology annotation, molecular function: mRNA binding. Gene Ontology annotation, cellular component: nucleus. The record is from RefSeq and is a predicted model, not a curated record. The transcript has a single exon. NCBI's taxonomy places the organism in Eukaryota, Metazoa, Arthropoda, Insecta, Diptera, Culicidae. Gene Ontology annotation, biological process: RNA processing.